AUGAACGUUCUCGUUCAAGUUCGUGACAACAUGACAGUGUUUUGGAAGGAGCACUCCAGAGACGCGACAGUGGAGGAGAUGAUGCUGGACUCCCGCGCAAAAGAGCUGACUCAGCAGGAGAUGCCCGAAAUCCUAUCCAUGCUGCCGGACCUGACUGGAUUGAAAGUGCUGGAGCUCGGUGCUGGCAUUGGUCGAUACACCAAGCAUUUGCUGACCAAAGCCGAGCAUGUGACUGCUGUGGACUUCAUGGAGAGCUUUGUGGAGAAGAACAGGGAGAACAAUGGGCACCAUGGCAACGCUACCUUUGUACAAGCAGAUGUCACAAAGCUGGAACUGCCCCAGAACAGCAUCGACUUCAUCUUCUCCAACUGGCUCCUCAUGUAUGUGAGUGACGAGGAGCUCCUCAGCUUGUUGGGCAAAAUGCUGUCGUGGCUGCGACCAGGCGGCUCACUCUUCUUCAGAGAGUCCUGCAACCACCGCUCAGGCGACAGCAAGAGGGAUUUCAACCCCACCUGCUACCGCACCGAGGCGCAGUACAGCCAGCUGAUAUCGGCGGCUCAAAUGCAGGAAACACCAGAGCACAGAUUCGGCUUUGACGUAGUCAUGAAGAGGAGAGUUCAGGCGUAUAUCCAGAUGAAGAACAAUCCCAAUCAGAUCUGCUGGCUUCUGGAGAAGGUGCCUCGGGCUUCAGGCUCCCAGAGUGGAUUCACGUCCUUCCAGCACUUCCUGGACAACAAGCAGUACACCAGCCGAGGCAUCCUGCGCUACGAGAAGAUGUUCGGUUCUGGCUACGUCAGCACAGGCGGGCCCAGCACCACCAAGGAGUUCGUCGACAUGCUGAACUUGAAGCCGGGUCAGAAGGUUCUGGAUGUUGGUUGUGGAAUUGGGGGCGGAGACUUUUACAUGGCCAAGACCUUCGGGGUGGAAGUGCUUGGCUUGGACCUCUCAGAGAACAUGGUGGACAUCGCCAUGCAGAGGGCCAUCAAUCAGGGAGUCGCAUCUGUCCAAUUUGAAGUGGCUGAUGCCACAAAGAGAAACUUCCCAGCAGGUUCCUUUGACGUCAUCUACAGCAGGGACACCAUCCUGCACAUCGCCGACAAGCUCGCCCUCUUCAAACGUUUCCAUACUUGGUUGAAACCAGGAGGGAAACUUCUCAUCAGUGACUACUGCUGUGGUGAGAAACCAUGGUCACCAGAGUUCAGGGCUUACGUCAAGCAGAGAGGCUACAUCCUGUACACGCCAGCUCAGUAUGGAAAGUACAUUGAGCAGGCAGGCUUCAAAAACGUUCUGGCCGAAGACCGGACCAAGCAGUUCGUCCAUGUGAUCGAGACGGAGCUUCAGAGAGCAGAAGCUAUCAAGAGGGAAUUUAUUGCGGAAUUCUCAGAGGAGGAUUAUUUCGCAAUUGUUGACGGCUGGAGUGCAAAGCUGCAGCGAUCCAACAGUGGAGAGCAACGUUGGGGCCUAUUUUAUGCAACAAGGGACUGAAAUAAAUUUUAAAUAACACGGCAAACAUUGUGGUUGCUUCUUUUCUUUAAAAAAAGAAAUCC
This is a messenger RNA of Synchiropus splendidus (mandarinfish), 1547 nucleotides long. It is a transcript of the gene pmt, whose product is annotated as phosphoethanolamine methyltransferase. NCBI's taxonomy places the organism in Eukaryota, Metazoa, Chordata, Actinopteri, Syngnathiformes, Callionymidae. The coding region runs from base 1 to 1485 and encodes 494 amino acids. The transcript has 11 exons. The record is from RefSeq and is a predicted model, not a curated record.